Messenger RNA from Hemicordylus capensis (graceful crag lizard), 1983 nucleotides. RefSeq lists its product as uncharacterized. The coding region runs from base 42 to 842 and encodes 266 amino acids. Gene Ontology annotation, cellular component: mitochondrion. The record is from RefSeq and is a predicted model, not a curated record. Gene Ontology annotation, biological process: fatty acid beta-oxidation. NCBI's taxonomy places the organism in Eukaryota, Metazoa, Chordata, Lepidosauria, Squamata, Cordylidae. Gene Ontology annotation, molecular function: 2,4-dienoyl-CoA reductase (NADPH) activity. The transcript is spliced from 6 exons.
GAGGUGGGACUCGUAGGUGCCUUCCCUACUUAUGCCCCUGCAUGCCACGAGCAGCUCCACUUGCCGCUGGGUGGGCUGCUUCUUCUUGGGGCCGCAGGAUGGCUGCUGCCGCUGCUGCUCCUGAGCGGCUGGUGCUGGUGCUUGGCGGAGCCGGCACGGUGGGAUCUGGGAUUGUCAAGGCGCUGCUGGAGAAAGGCUUCCAGGUUGCCGUCAUUUCCCGGGAUGGAGGCAGGCUGGAGAAACUGAAAGAUUUCCUGCCCGCGUCGACCCACAACCACCUGCAUACGCUCAUAGGAGAUGUGGGAACUGAAGAUGGGGCCGAGGCAGCCAAAGCAGCCCUGCUGAAGAGCUCCGGGAAGGUGACAGACGUGGUGUCCUCUCUGGGCUUCAGCUGGUGGCAAGGGGGCCCCCCUCACACCCAGUCGCUGAAGGAGCUGCACCGGGUCCUGGACACCCUGCUGCUGAGCACAUUCACAUCUUGGAAGGCCUUCUUUCCCCUGGUCAAGGACAACCCCAACGGAACCUACACCUUCAUCACAGGAGGGGCUGGCGAGCGUCUCCUCAUGCCCGGCACCGGUUUCCUGACCCUGGGGGCAGCGGGCGCGCUGGCCUUUUGCCAGGUGGUGCGUGAAGAGUACCCGGACGUGCCCUGCAAGCUCAAUGAGGUGAAGAUUAACAUGGGAGUGGCAAGGCCCGAGCGGCUGGACCAGGGGUACGUGAGCCACUUGGAGGUGGGCGAGGCCGUGGCCUCCCUGGUGGAGAAGAGGAUGGUCUCCCAUGCAGUGCUGAGUGCUGGCUCCCUGGCAGACCUCAAGACCCUCACGGCUGAGGGGAAGAUCUGAGGCUUCAGCCAGGAGGCCUCUACCAGCUGUACCUGCCCUGUCAACCCCUCGUGUGGAAACACCCCCACCCCCAAUCUCCUGGGUGGGGCAGGAAAGGGGUGCUGCCUUGCCCGGGGGGGGGGAGCCCGGCUCCUUGCCCACCUUCCAUGCUAGCCAGAGCCCACAAAAUUGCCCUUAGAACUAGUAGUGGACAACUCCUCGUUGCUUCCCUCGGAAGCAGCCUUCUGCACGCAACUGCCACGAAGUGACCGUCCUCUCCCCUCCCUUGUCGUGAUCCAAGGAGGCAAUCCGGAGCAGAUCUGGCCGAGGAGGAGAGCUGGGGCCCUUUGCUGACCUGUCCCUCGCGCCACCUCCCCAGCACACCGGAGCCCCUCCAGCGGGAGAGCACCGUGGCCGAUGCCACCUCUCUCGUGGGCCAGGUUCUGGACAGAGGGGAGCCGGCAGCCGGGGGGCUUUCCCACUACAGGGAGAGGUCAGGCGGCAGCCGCCGACCAGGGAGGCGAGAGGCGGGCGGCAAAAGCUUGCUGCUCCUGGCUUUGGCCGUUGUGUUCAGCGUAGCUUCUGCAGCCGGGAAGGUGCUCUGAACCGGCCUCUCCAUGCCGACUCAGAAGUAGGUCCCAGUGGGUUCAAGGGGACUUACUCCCAGGCAAGCAAAUGCGCCAAAUCAAUGUGUGCAGCCUCUUGUCUUGUCGAGGGCCCUCGGCUUCUUCCAGCCAAGGGAUGCGGCCCUUUGUGCUAUCAAGAGCAGCUCUUCAUCUCUACAUUUAAAUGUAAGCCUGGAUGCAAAGUGAUUAGCACCCUGGGGACACCCUGGACUCCUCCUAGCCCCACGGCCUCUCCCUUGGCAGUCAGCUCCAGCCCCACUGGCUACAAACUCCCCUGCCCCUUGAGCCAAAAUGACCCCCCCCCCCGCCCCCACCUCCUGCCCUUGCUCUCUUCCCCCGAGCACAGCAGCCUUGCCUCUGGGAAUGCCUCGUGGCCCCUCUAAGCUGGGACCUGGGGCAAGACGGACAUGCACAACGCCCCUCCAGAAGCAUCCGCCCACCUGCCUCUUCGUGCGUGGACCCUCACCACCGGCAGUGCUCGUCUUGCGCCUUUUAAUAAUCCACGUAUAUUGAAUAAACCCCCAAGGCUCUUGGCU